UCGCCUGAUUUCAGGGAAAGAGAAACUGAAGUGUAGUUGAGCUGUUGUGUGUUUGUGUCUCUGUAUUCAAGCAGUAAAAUGGCAGAAGCCAGAUUUUCUCAGGAUGAGUUCUUGUGUCCAGUGUGUCUGGAUCUGCUGAAGGAUCCAGUGGCUAUUCCCUGUGGACACAGUUACUGUAAGAUCUGUAUUACAGACUGCUGGGAUCAGGAGGAUCAGAAGAGAGUCUACAGCUGUCCUCAGUGCAGACAGACCUUCAGUCCAAGACCUGCUUUAUCUAGAAACACCAUGCUGGCUGAAGUGGUGGAGAAACUGAAGAAGACCAGACUCUCUGAUGACUGUUACGCUGGAGCUGGAGAUGUGCAGUGUGACGUCUGUACUGGAAGAAAAUACAGAGCCGUCAAGUCCUGUCUGGUGUGUCUGAACUCUUACUGUCAGAAUCACCUCGAACAACAUGAGAGUUUCUUUAGAGGAAAGAGACACAAUCUGACUGAAGCUACUGGACGACUGCAGGAGAUGAUCUGCCAGAAACAUGAGAAGAUCCUCGAGGUUUUCUGUCGCACUGAUCAGAAAUGUAUAUGUAUGAUGUGUACAGUUAUUGAACAUAAAAACCAUGACAUUGUAUCAGCUGCAGAUCAGAGGACAGAGAAACAGAAGCAGCUGAAGGAGACACAGAAGACGCUCCAGCAGAGAAUCCAGCAGAGAGAGAAAGAUCUCCAGCAGCUGAGAGAGACUGUGGAGUCUCAUAAGCGCUCUGCACAGACAGCAGUGGAGGACAGUGAGAGGAUCUUUACUGAGCUCAUCCGCUCCAUUGAGAGAAGCCGCUCUGAGCUGAUACGACUGAUCAGAGAUCAGGAAAAGACUGCAGUGAGUCGAGCUGAAGAACGACUGGAGCGACUGGAGCAGGAGAUCAAUGAUCUGAGGAGGAGAGACGCUGAGCUGGAGCAGCUUUCACACACACAGGAUCACAUCCAGUUCCUGCAGAGUUUCCAGUCUCUCUCAGCUCCUCCUGAAUCUACAGAUGUAAAUGAUGAUCUCUUCAGUUCUCUCUUCUCUUCUGAUGAUCUGAGAGAAUCUGUCCAUCAGCUGAGAGACAAACUGGAGGAUUUCUGUAAAGAGCAGCUCAAGAAGAUCUCAGACAGAGUUACACUCACCAGCAUUGAUCUCUGGACCAGGAACGACUUCCUACAAUAUUCCCAUCAGUUCACUCUGGAUCUGAACACAGUGAAUAAACUCCUCCAUCUGUCUGAGAACAACAGAGUUAUUACUGGUACAGACACAGAUCAGUCGUAUCCUGAUCAUCCAGACAGAUUUGAUGUGUGUCAGGUGUUGUGUAGAGAGAGUGUGUGUGGACGCUGUUACUGGGAGAUUGAGUGGAGAGGAAAUGAUGGUGUGGAUAUAUCAGUGUCAUAUAAGAGCAUCAGCAGGAAGGGACGGGGUAAAGAGUGUGUGUUUGGACGUAAUGAUCAGUCCUGGUGUUUGAUCUGCUUUCCCUUCAGUUACUCAUUUAUACACAAUAACAUAGAGACUGAUCUCCCUGUAGAGUCCAUCAGCAGCAGAAUAGGAGUGUUUGAUGAUGAUGAUAAGGAGGAAGAGGAGGAAGAGAAUGAUGAUGAUGAUGUUGUCAGGAGAAUAGGAGUGUUUGUGGAUCACAGAGCAGGAACUCUGUCCUUCUACAGCGUCUCUGACACAAUGAGCCUCAUCCACACAGUCCAGACCACAUUCACUCAGACGCUCUAUCCUGGGUUUUGGGUUGGUCUUGGAUCAUCAGUGAAACUGUGUUGAUUAAUCAGAGUUGACUGACGAGAGAUUCUACCCAUAAUGCUUUGAGCUGCAUGAUGAAUCAGUAACAGUGAGAUGUUAAAGUCUCUUCUUCUCUUUCUCUUUCUUCCUCCCUCUACAGAGUCUGCUGAGUUACCAUGUGUUUCUCUGGUUUUAUUUGUGUUGACUGAAUUCAGUCAUUUAGUUUUUAAUGUAGUAUCACAAUUAAAAUUUUUACUAUUAAAAUGAAUUUUCAUGUUCAUAACUCACAAAAAGAGUGCAUUUCUUUAGAUUGUAUAAGUAAGCAAACUGGAAUGCAUGUGAUAUCUUGCUGUGUAACGGAUGAGAUGGCUGGUGUUCAGCGAGUGACACACACACACACACACACAUUUGUUACUUAAACCGUCUCUGUAGAUAAUGAGUGAGUGGGCCGCUGCUGUUAACACACACAUUAAUGCUUCUGGCCUUCAAAUCCUCAAGUCUUUUCAGUGUGUUUAUAAGCCAGUUCUCUAGAUUAAAACAAUCGCUAUCAGUUCUGAUCUAUACUAAUAAAUUAAAGCAUAGAAUGAUGAAUGCAUACACAGAACGCGAUGAAUGAAUGAAUGCAUUGAUGGUUGCAUGAAGAACCUUUAACAUCCAUAAAACCUUUCCAUUGCAAAAAAAAAAUGCUUUUUUUCUUUGUAUUUUUUUUAUUUUUACACUAUAAGAAAAAAUGGUUCCUCUAUGGCCUCACUGUGAAAACCUGUUUCUGGAGCCUUUGUGUUUAAGAGUGCAUGAAAUGACGUGACUGUUCAGACGGAUGUGAUUGUGGACGUGUCUCAUCUUCUCUCCAGUCUCUAACAGACAGACAGAGAGACAGAGGUCUCCAUUACUGCUGCGGUGAUUGUAUUAUCCUUCUAUUUAAUGGAAUAAAAAAAAAAAAAAAAAAAAACAG
This is a messenger RNA of Carassius gibelio (silver crucian carp), 2692 nucleotides long. RefSeq names its product tripartite motif-containing protein 16-like. The record is from RefSeq and is a predicted model, not a curated record. The coding region runs from base 79 to 1782 and encodes 567 amino acids. NCBI's taxonomy places the organism in Eukaryota, Metazoa, Chordata, Actinopteri, Cypriniformes, Cyprinidae. Gene Ontology annotation, molecular function: zinc ion binding; protein binding. The transcript has 6 exons.